UUUAUCUUCUACUCAUUGCCCGUAGGCAGCUGCUGUUAAUAGCGCGAAGAAGAGGAAGCAGAAGUAAUGGCGUCUACAGUUCCGGGCACUGCAACCCCUCAAGUACCCAGCCCAGAGGACGUUGUGACGGGUGCCACUGACGGCCCUAAGUUACGGAAGCACAAGAAGCGCAGGGGUCAUCGAUCGGGCUCCACUAAGGAGCACAAGGACCAGAAGCGGGGCGUUAUGACGCCCAUGAAUGACCACGAGGAGGAGGCACUUUCGCUGAUGCUGACGGCUUCCUUGGCUCCAUCGCCCAAAGCCACAGCAACGCCAUUGUUUUCUGCGGCAUCACUACCGGAUACGCCCACUCAACGUCACAGCGACAGUCGGAGCGAUAUCGACAUAAUUGAUAAGCAUGCAGACUGGGCUACGGCAACUAGUGGGGUGAGAAGCGUCGUGAGCCCGCUGUCUCCUGCGCAAACAAGAUCUGAGCACCACGUUACGAGGCGCCAACAAGCCGAACAGGAAAAGGAACAGCUCAAGGAUCGAGAAAAAGAGCCAUCAAAGGAGAAGCCAAACCUGCAACAGCCGCAAACGCAAGAACAGCCGGUUGCAACGACAGAGUUGGUCGAGUGGCUGCCACCUGCCGUAGAAGCUACACAGCCUAAACCAAUGCCGCCGUUUAUCCAAGGAAGCAUGGAUGCAGCGUCUUCGAACACCCCGAAGCCUUGUCUUGGUACCGCGAAAACUGAAGACACUGAUGGGCCACCACUAGCGGCGACGAAAGAGAUAACGUCGACUUCGGAGAGCUCCUGGCGCAUUCUGCCAGCAUCACUCAAUUACAGCGUAGUCAUCACCAUUGCUCUGCUCUCUGCUGGAGCUGCUGUAGUCGGCUUACUUAUGUGGCUGCAGGCGGAUCAUGUGGAAGUUCGCACCAAAAGUGGAAGCUCGGUGCGCGGCUACCGGUCGUACGCAGCUAGCCAUCGAAUCUACACCUUUCUUGGCAUCCCGUACGCGCAGCCACCCCUGCAUCAGUUGCGCUUCAGGCUUCCCGUGGUGGCCUCUGAAAACGGAUCCGUGGUGCAGGCUACUUUGGAUUGCCCGCCGUGUCCGCAAAAGGAUUGGUUCUCGGGCAGCAAGGAAGGCUGGGACGGAGCCGAGGAGUGCUUGCACCUCAACGUGUGGACGCCCUGCGCGGAGACCACGGCUGGCGGUGGCUGCGAGAAACAGCCCGUCCUAGUGUUCCUCUACGCCGAGGGCUUCCAGACAGGCAGCAACCAACGCUUCGACGGCUCCCUGCUCGCUGCCUCCGAAAACCUUGUCGUGGUGGCUCCGAACUUCCGUCUAGGCCUCCUUGGUUUCUUCCACAAAGACGGCCACGAGAUGCCGGGCAACCUAGCACUGCACGACCAGGAGUUGGUGGUAAAGUGGGUGCAGGAGCACGUGGAGCUGUUCGGCGGGGACUGGAACAACACCGUGUUCAUGGGUGCAGCCACUGGUGCGUGGUCCAUUGGCGCACACCUCGUCAGCACAAAUCCGGUGUGGCGCUGGCGAACGCAACGUCUGCUCCUGCACAGCGAGUCCCCCUUCCGCAGGGUUUACACCGCGAGCCCGGCCGCCUUCGCCGAGGCCGUGGGCUGCGGCCAGAACCAGAGCUCUUCGAGCUGCUUCACCGAGCUGCCGCUGCAAACGGUGCUCGAAGCGGGACGGCACUUUCCCUUUGGGCCAAACUACGAAUCCCGACUGCUGCCACAGGCUCCGUGGCACAUGGCGCGCCGCUUCAACAUCAUAGAGAAGCAGGUCAUACUGGGUACAGUCUACAACGAGGGUUCGCCACUUGUCGAGAUCUUGGAGCGCGAUGGCGAUGCCUCGGACUCCUACAUGCGAGGCGCCGUACAAGAGCUGCUCACCUCGUACGGCGUGAACGAGUCCGGCAAGCUGGUAGAGCAGUACACGUCUGGAACGUGGACAGCGCAACGCGGCAUGAACCUGUCCUGGGCCCAUCUACUGCUCGGUGACGUGUUCUUCGAGUGCCCGGUGCUGAGUUUUGCCCUCCACCUGAGCACCAGGGGAAACCGAGUUUACGUCUACCGGUUCGACUAUAAGCCCACGUUUUCAAGGUUCGCGGGCCAAAGCGGUCCAUCCCGCUUGGAGGACGUGGAGUUUUUAUUUGGCACGCCCAUUCAACACGGCAUCGGAAACUCGCAAGAGAAGGUGCUGAGCAGCCGCAUGAUGCGGAUGCUUUCAACAUUUAUCCGGAAUGGCUCUCUGCCGAAGGUGGACGGUGAAGAGUGGCCGCUGUUCACUACGGAAACAAAGAAGCGAGUUUCGAUUACAUCUGAGGCGCUGCAUGUUCUCCCAGAGGAUUCGGUAGAAAAGUGUUAUAGAUUGGGCGAGGCAUUCUUCCCUGAGCUGAUGUUCGGCGCUCCUACUUGAGCCUUGGGUCAU
Molecule: messenger RNA, 2430 nt
Organism: Dermacentor andersoni
Lineage: Eukaryota; Metazoa; Arthropoda; Arachnida; Ixodida; Ixodidae
Source: RefSeq, a predicted model, not a curated record